AUGGAUUAUUCUCCAAAUCCAACUGUCAUAGGUCAAAAUAUCACUGUUCACAUGGUUGGUGAAAUGGCCGAAGUCAUUGAAAAAGGUGCAAUGAUGAGGAUUUAUCAUGAUUAUAAAGGAAAAUUCAAGCAUGAACUUGAUUAUUGUAAAUUAUUUGUCGAACCAAGCGGUCCCUACAUUUCCAUCAUAAAUGAUAGUCAGAGUCAAUGGCUUACUUUGGCGAAUUCAAGGAUCGAGGCUUUUGAAUUAUUCUUAAAAUCAGCGGAGAAUAAUUAUUCAAUUUCACAAGUUUAUCUUGCUAAAUGUUUUUAUAAUGGGUAUGGAAUUGAAUGUUAUAAAAAGUUGUCAUUUAAUUGGUACCACAAAGCUGUGGAAAAUGGAAGCAUUAUUGGACAACUUUAUUUAGGACAUUGUUAUGAAUUUGGCAUUGGAACUCAAGCAAAUAAAAUGAAGUCAGUUUAUUGGUAUCGUGAAGCAACUAAUAACAGAAAUCUCACCGCAAAACUUCAACUUGCAAAUUGUUAUAGGAUAGGAAAAGGAAUUAAAAAAGAUGAAUAUAAAGCUUUCGAAUAUUAUGAAAUCUUGGCCAAACAAGAAAUCGCUGAUGCUCAAUAUCAACUUGGAAAUUGUUUUUAUAAUGGCAUUGGAACUAAAUCGGAUAAAGUGCAAGCUUCUUAUUUUAAAAAAGCUUUUUAUUGGUAUCAACAAGCAGCAGUAAGUGGAUUUGUUGAAUCGCAAUAUUACCUAGCAUCAUUAUACGAAACAACAGAAAUAAAAGCCAAUUUUCUUUUUCAAGGUGUAGCAGAAAUUAGGAUUGCUAUUCCAACAUUUAAUGGUCUUGCUAAAAUAAUUAGCAUUUCUGAAAAUAAUACUAUUAAAAAAGCCAAUUAUUGGUAUGAUAGAGCAGUAGGAAAUAGAA
This is a messenger RNA of Funneliformis geosporum, 919 nucleotides long. The record is from the annotation of a GenBank genome assembly. NCBI's taxonomy places the organism in Eukaryota, Fungi, Glomeromycota, Glomeromycetes, Glomerales, Glomeraceae.